AAAUGGCUAAGAUUUGUCACAUUUCAACCAGAUUAAUUUUUUGUUCUUAUUUAUCGUUUAUGGCACUUUAUAACAAAUCAGAUAAAAUUAUUUUUCAAAGUUUUAGUAAUAUUUUAAUUUAUUUUGUAUCAGUAUUGACAUAAUUUGUCCCAGUAAAUUUUUCAAUAAUUCUGACGCGGGUUGCAAAUAAAAAAAAUGUGUAUUGCCUUUUAUUGCUACAAUUCUCAGACAAAAAUUUCGCUAUCCUCAUUUUUACACAUUUUUUCAAUAUUCACUCAUGAUAGUUUUUGUAUUGUUUGGCACAUUUUAUCAAACACAAUAUAUGGACAAUAUUUUGGUCUUUUUCAAAAGUUUAGUUUCAGAGUGCAAACAAAAUAUUAUAUGUAGUUACAUGAGAAAUAUAAUUUGUUCAAAAUUUUAUUUUAAAAUGUAAAAUUUGUGAACUGAAUGAAGUUCUUGCUGAAGAUUUUUGGCUGAAAAAUAAGCUUUUUUUGUAAAUUAAUCUGACAUGUAGUUAUUCAGUGUUAAGAAUUUAUAAAAAAAAAAAAGAGGAAGAGUUGCUAGCUACGGCUGGUUUGACUUCCGGUUCCAAGUAUAGUUGGUCAGAGGUCGGAUUUAAUGAAUAUCGAAAUCAAGUUGAACUAGGUAUAGCUAGUUGAACCAUUUCGAUUUCUAGUCCAACUCUCGUCGUUCGAUAGUUUAGACCUUCUCGGGUUAGCAGAACUAGUUGAUCUAAUCUUACCUAGAUAAUCUACUCCUCUCUUAUUCAUAAAUUCCCAUCUUAGUUUGAAAAAGCUCCUCCAGUCAUUUAUCGUAUUCACUGUGAUUAGAUUUCUGUGUGAUUUUACCGAUAUUUAAAAUAUUUUAUUUCAGAAACAAACCGACGUUUGUCAAUAUGGGUAAAUUAAACCGCCGAAUCAACGCCAAACUCGGAAAGGAGAAGAAGAUUUUAACGCAUAAAACCGGGUUGUCAAACUCGUUGCUGAGCAAGAAAACCUCCCUCACCGAACUUACCGCCGAUUCCGUGGCCGUGGUGAAAAAUUUCAAAGCCGCUCCAAAACCGGAGGAUAAAGUCCCGGCGACGACCGCUGCCGAUUUCUCCAAGUUUGUUUCAAAUCAGCAGACGAAAAAGUUCAUCAAGAAAAAAUUCCAAACCGAAAACAAAUCAAAAAUUUCCAAAAAAGAGAAAAUGCAAAUUCGGCGAAGUCUGCUGACGAAUAAGUUGGCGGGCGAGGCUGCGGCCAAACAGGAGAAAAAGGAGAAAAAAGUUCGUGAGAAAACUGUUAUUGUCAAGGAUAUUAAACCUCUCCUUGACGAUCUUUUAGAUAUUGAAGAAGAAAUAAUUAAGAAGGAUGAGCUACACCAGGUAAAAAAGAAGAAGAAGAAGAUGUCCAAGUCCACCCUGAAGGAGAAGAAACGUCAGGAAGAGUUUCAUAAGAAUAUCCAGUUCUUCAAGGAAGCACUUAAACAUCCGGCAUACGUUAAGGAUCCUCUUAAUACUAUUUCUACGCAUAUUAACAACUCUGUUUUAAAAUCAGGAUUCAAAGAUAAAAAUUAAUUUAUUCAUUUUAAGAUUCAAUACUUCAUUCAUUCACAUACUGUAAGAUUCAAAAUGCAUUAAUUAUUCUCUCAUUGUUAAAUUCAACCAUCCGGCAUAUAUUAAAGAUCCUCGAAAUACUAUUUCUACGCAUAUUAAUAAUUCUGUUGUAAAAUCAUAAUUUAAAACUAAAAAUUAAUUUAUUCAUUCAU
Molecule: messenger RNA, 1749 nt
Organism: Eurytemora carolleeae
Lineage: Eukaryota; Metazoa; Arthropoda; Copepoda; Calanoida; Temoridae
Exons: 2
Coding region: 896-1558 (220 amino acids)
Biological process (GO): maturation of SSU-rRNA from tricistronic rRNA transcript (SSU-rRNA, 5.8S rRNA, LSU-rRNA)
Cellular component (GO): 90S preribosome; preribosome, small subunit precursor; nucleolus
Source: RefSeq, a predicted model, not a curated record